CUUUCACCACCAGUCACCACCACAACCUCCUCCUCCUCCUGUCCGCCGGGCGGUGUCUUUGGCUGUGAUGCUGUGAGGACAGAGGCGGGUGAUGUCGGGAAUGCUGCGGGCCGUACAUCGCUGGGAGCGGGCGGGCACGGCCGGGCGGGCCGGCGUUGUGGCCGGAGCCGCCGGCCUCCUCCUCCUCUACCCGACCGUCCGCGCCGUGCUCAGGGGCCGCAGAGGCGGCGACAAGGACAGGCACAAGCAUGGAGAGAGACGCCGCAAGGAAGGAGACGUGGGCACGGAUGACGAUGAAGGCCGGGCGGUGAGCUCUGGGUCAGCCCUGUCGGCGGGGUCAAAGGGCGACGGCUCGGAAGACGAGAGCGAGGCGGUCAUGGGCCAGCGCUCGCCCGCCGUCAACCGCGAGUUCUUCCUGCAGCUGAGGCACCUGCUGCGCGUGCUCUUUCCGCGGCUGCUGAGUCGCGAGUUGGGUCUGCUCAGCCUGCACUCCAUCGCGCUGAUCUCCAGGACGUUUCUGUCCAUCUACGUGGCGAUGCUGGACGGGAAGAUCGUCCGAACGAUCGUGCGGACAGACGCGCGAUCCUUUGUGCUCGCGCUCAGCCAGUGGCUCCUCAUCGCCAUCCCGGCCACGUUCGUCAACAGCGCCAUCCGCUACCUGGAGUGCCACCUGGCGUUGGCCUUCCGCACCCGCCUGGUGCAGCAUGCCUAUAGCCUGUACUUCAAGCAGCAGACUUACUACCGCGUGAGCAACAUGGACGGGCGUCUUGCCAACCCGGACCAGUCCCUGACGGAGGACAUCAUGAUGUUUGCCCAGUCGGUGGCUCACCUCUACUCCAACCUCACAAAGCCCUUCCUGGACGUGCUGCUCACGUCCUACACGCUCAUCCGCUCCGCGCAGUCCAAGGGAGCCAGCUCGCGCCUGCCAGGCUUGCUGGCCGGCAUGGUGGUGUACGUGACGGCGCGCAUUCUCCGGGCGUGCUCGCCGCGCUUCGGCAAGCUGGUGGCCGAGGAGGCCAACAGGAAGGGUUAUCUACGACACAUGCACUCGCGCCUCAUCGCCAACGCCGAGGAGAUCGCCUUCUACGACGGACACAAGGUGGAGCUGUCCCUGCUAGAGACCAGCUACAAGUCGUUGGUGCAGCAGAUGGCACUCAUCUACCAGAAGCGGCUGUGGUACGUGAUGCUGGAGCAGUUCCUCAUGAAGUACGUGUGGAGCGCCAGCGGGCUGGUGAUGGUGGCCGUGCCUAUCAUCACCGCACAGGGUUACGCAGACUCCGACUCUGAUGAGGUGAAGCAGAAGGCACAGGCCCUGAGCAACGGCGAGCUGGUGAGCGAGCGCACGGAGGCCUUCACCACCGCACGCAACCUGCUCAGCUCGGCCGCCGACGCCAUCGAGAGGAUCAUGUCGUCCUACAAGGAGGUGACGGAGCUGGCCGGGUACACGGCGCGUGUGUACGCCCUGUUCGCCGUGUUCGAGGACGUGCAGAGGGGCGUAUACCGGCGCGGCGGCACCCAGGGUCAGGCGGCGCUGCAGGAGGGGGCGGCCCCCUAUACCAUGCAGCACGGCGUGCGCAUCGAAGGACCCCUGGAGAUCCGGGGCCGGGUGGUGGACGUGGACCAUGGCAUCGUGUGCGAGGAUGUCCCCAUCGUCACCCCCAGUGGGGACGUGGUCGUGGCAAGCCUCAACCUGCGCGUGGAGCAGGGCAUGCACCUGCUCAUCACCGGUCCCAACGGCUGCGGCAAGAGCUCCCUUUUCCGCAUCCUCAGCGGACUCUGGCCCGUCUACCACGGAAGCCUCUACAAGCCGGCACCGCACUACCUCUUCUACAUCCCACAGCGGCCGUACAUGUCGAUCGGCACGCUGCGCGACCAGGUGAUCUACCCGGACCAGCCGGCUGACAUGCAGCGCAAGGGCUACACGGACACCACGCUCGAGGCCAUCAUGGACAUCGUGAACCUCAACCACGUCAUACGCCGCGAGGGCGGCUGGGAUGCGAAGAGCGACUGGAAGGACGUGCUGUCCGGAGGCGAGAAGCAGCGCAUGGGCAUGGCUCGAAUGUUCUACCAUCGGCCCAAGUACGCACUGCUGGAUGAGUGCACGAGCGCCGUGAGCAUCGAUGUCGAGGGAAAGAUUUUCCAGGCGGCCAAGGACGGUGGCAUCUCUCUGCUCUCCAUCACCCACAGGCCGUCUCUCUGGAAGUACCACACACACCUGCUGCAGUUCGACGGCGAGGGCGGCUGGAUGUUCGAGCAGCUGGACUCGGCAGCGCGCGUCUCUCUCAGCGACGAGAAGCAGCGUCUCGAGGCGCAGCUGGCCGGCGUGCCGUCCAUGCAGCGCCGCCUCACCGAGCUCUGCACCAUCCUGGGCGACGACUCGGUACUCAAGAUCUCACCCGUCGCCGAGGAGGAAGUCCCCACUGAUACCGUUGUCAUGGAUACAGUCGUCAUGGAUACAGUCUCCAUGUGAGGCUGCAGCAGUGGCGGUGAAGGUGGCGAUGCAGUUUGUCAACCGGCAAGUCUAGCUGGGGCGAGGUCAGCGUAGGGGUUAGAGGGCGCGUAGGGUCACUGAGCCAUUGGGAACGGAGUGUGGGGGUCGUCACCCUUCAAUAACCCUUUGUACACGAGAGCGUAUGAAUCGGGUUUUAACGCACUUGUUUUGCACGGAACGUUUAAAACACUAAGAGCGUGAUAAUUUUCCCCACGAAGAUGUCCCGAUUCAGGGUCGCGAUUUGUUUUGAAAAUCCAUCAUCGAAUUAAAACUUCGCAUUGAAUGAUCGCAUCUCCAGUGGCUGCAGAGGUGACGUGAACCCGUUACAUAGAACGUACACAAAUUGAAAAAUAUUCAUUCCUAUGCACGCGAUUCGUGUAUCGUGAACUUAUUUAUAUUAAACGAUUAAAGGAACAUUAACACUCAUCACCACCGCAUGUGGGUCAUACCCGAGUAUCGAUGCACUAAUUCUUCGGUUAAAAUCGAUCCUUAAGGCUUAUGAUACAUUAAUCGAAUAUUGCACAUGUGAAUCGAAUUAAGGAAUUUGCAGUUUAGGCUAAUGGCACAAAUAAAACCUGUAGAAAUAAGGCAGAAAACAUGAGAAACAAUGCAGACCAGACAAAACAAAUCUCUGAAUCGAAUCGUGACUCCAAAUCGUGGCAAUUCAUCAAAUAGCUGUGGGUGUGAAUUGUUACAUGCCUAGCCGGUUAUAAAUUAGCUUUGUGAACAUAAUCAUUUUAAUCUCGUUUUCUUGAGCCACAAUUAGAUUAAGUCAAAUCUGUUGAACCAAAUCUGUUUUGCGUUCGGCUAGAAAGGGCUCAACGACGACCACCGUUCGUCACGAGGUUGUCGGAGGAAGUAGUGACGCAACAGCUCCUGUCGCAAAACACCUAAUCGUUAGCACUGUGUUCAUUUAUUAAUACGACGUUAUUAAUAGUUAUUCUUUGAAGCCACUGUUUGGCAUCCAGACAUUUCAAGUCUCUUGUUGGUGUUGAAUCUUAACUGUAAAACAUGUGUUUCGUUAUUUAAGAUGUAGGGGGGAAAAAACCUACUCGAUUUACGAAUUUUAAAUGUGUCGGUUUGUUUGCGUCAGCUGUGAAACUUGUCAGUAACUAAUCUCACGAUUAGCGAGUGAAAAAGGCAUUGAGAUUAGCCAGAGGCCUGACGCUUUUACGGCAACAUAAGAGCACUCUCGUAUUUAACGUCAUAGGUCGAAGUGAUUCCUGCUGAAGGCACUAACAUGUUCGGUGUAGAGAAGUUGUUUACCAACGGCCGUGCCCCAUACAGGCUGAUGGGGGGGCCGCCUUCCUUAGCCACGGUGGAGGAAUGGCCAAGUCGGCCACCUUCCAUCGCGUUGGUUUUAACUUUUUACAAAUAAUCAAGCAGUGCAGUGCAGUGUGUGUGUGUCUGCCUAUUUUUACAAAUAAACCUGUGUCUUCGCUCA
This is a messenger RNA of Lethenteron reissneri (Far Eastern brook lamprey), 3935 nucleotides long. RefSeq names its product ATP-binding cassette sub-family D member 1-like. Gene Ontology annotation, molecular function: ATP binding; ABC-type transporter activity; ATP hydrolysis activity. Lineage: Eukaryota; Metazoa; Chordata; Hyperoartia; Petromyzontiformes; Petromyzontidae. The record is from RefSeq and is a predicted model, not a curated record. Gene Ontology annotation, biological process: peroxisome organization; long-chain fatty acid import into peroxisome; fatty acid beta-oxidation. Gene Ontology annotation, cellular component: peroxisomal membrane.